This is a messenger RNA of Solea senegalensis (Senegalese sole), 1998 nucleotides long. RefSeq names its product chondroitin sulfate N-acetylgalactosaminyltransferase 1-like. Bases 285 to 1880 code for a protein of 531 amino acids. Gene Ontology annotation, cellular component: Golgi cisterna membrane. Gene Ontology annotation, molecular function: glucuronosyl-N-acetylgalactosaminyl-proteoglycan 4-beta-N-acetylgalactosaminyltransferase activity. The record is from RefSeq and is a predicted model, not a curated record. Lineage: Eukaryota; Metazoa; Chordata; Actinopteri; Pleuronectiformes; Soleidae. The transcript is spliced from 10 exons.
CCUGACCAACAGUCCAACAGCAAGGAGACACGGCCGAGAGCCAUGGACUGGGACUUUCAACACACUGACUGGUGAGGACUGGUUCUGAAUGUAAAGUGAAUAAAGAAAUGAAUAAAUGUCCAGAUGCCCUGUGAAGAUGCGACCUGUGGAGGGGACGGAUGCAAGCAACAUGAGAAAACAAAUGGACUUCUAUGGGUUGCUGAUCCUUUUUGUGGGUGCAUCUCCACAUGACAGAAGCACAGAAAUCUCAAGCGUGUAAAAAUUUGUUUAGAAAAUAAUCCACCAUGUUUACACGCUGGCUGCUGGCCCUGGCGGCCCGUGUCUGCCUCAUUGUGGUGGGCCUCUGCUGCUGUCUGUCUCUCUUCUACCUCCUGGCCUGUAAACCUGUGUCUCAGAGCAGCAAGCAGACUUUGCUUUGGUCUGGAGAGGCCACCAGCAAGGAGGGAUACAUGGCUUUGUUGCAGGAGAGGGAGGACUCUCACAGACAUUACAUCAACAGCUUGACAAAGCAGAUAGUCCAGCUGAAAGAGGCUUUAGAAGAGAGGACCCAGCAGCUCCAGGAGUCCCUGGCUAAAGCAAAAACCAAAGGGAUUCUGCCUCAGGGUCUGGAGAGUCUGCACAAAACCCCGACCCAGUCCGACUUGAAGGAAUUCUUCCGCUCCCAGCUGAACCAGGCAGAAGUAAACUCAGGUGUGAAGCUGACCAGUGAAUAUGCAGUGAUUCCUUUUGACACUUUAACUCUGCACAGGUUGUACCAGCUGGAGAUGGGUCUGACCCGUCAUCCUGAGGAGAGGCCUGUGAGGAAAGACCAUAGGGACGAGCUGAUCGGUACAGUGGAAACAGCACUGCAUGUUCUGAAUGGACCUCAGCAACACACAGACAACACCAGGCGGAAGCAAACGUUCUCCCCAUCAGACUUCAUAGAGGGUUUAACUCGUACAGAGAGGGACAGAGGGACCAUUUAUGAUCUGAUGUUUAAAGGCGACAGCCCACAGGACUUCACGCAGCUUGUGCUCUUCAGGCCUUUCGGCCCCGUGAUGAGGGUGAAGAGCGAGAGUGUGGACACGCGCAAAAUGCUCAUCAACAUCAUCGUGCCACUUUCCAAGAGGCUGGACACGUUCAAGCAGUUCAUCAGUAAUUUCAGAGAAGUGUGCAUCCAACAGGACGCCAGGGUUCAUCUCACCAUCGUCUACUUUGGGCGGGAUCAGAUAGACCAGGUGAAAGUUGUGCUGGACCAAACCACCAGAGAGACUCACUUCAGGGGCUUCACACUGAUUCAACUGAACGAGGAGUUUUCUCGUGGUCGAGGCUUAGAAGUAGGCGCCAGAGCUUGGAGGCGCAGCCAGAACGUCCUGCUUUUCUUUUGUGAUGUUGACAUCCACUUCACAGCUGACUUCUUAACCUCCUGUCGUCUCAACGCAGAGCCCGGUAAGAAAGUCUACUAUCCUGUACUCUUCAGUCAGUACAACCCAUCCAUUAUCUACAGUAACCAGACACAGCUUCCCUCUGUUCAACAGCAGCUGGUGAUAAGAAAGGAAACUGGAUUCUGGAGAGACUUUGGGUUCGGUAUGACAUGCCAGUACCGGUCUGAUUUCAUCAAUAUAGGUGGUUUUGAUCGUAGUAUCAAAGGUUGGGGGUUGGAGGACGUGCACUUGUAUAGGAAGUACCUUCACAGCAAAUUGAUGGUAAUUCGCUGUCCAUCUCGUGGCCUUUUCCACUUGUGGCAUGAGAAGAAGUGUGGAGAUGAGCUUCCUCCAGACAAGUACAAGAUGUGCAUGCAGACCAAAGCCAUGAGCGAGGCCUCGCAUGGCCAGCUGGGGGAGCUCUUCUUCAAACGAGAGCUUGAGGCUCAUUUGAACUCAAAGAAAAGAGUGCUAUGAUGUUCUGGUUUUCAUGAUCAUUUAGAGUGGAGGAAGAGAACAGUGCUUGUUUUCAGCAGUCAAUAAUAUGACAUCAAAACAUGUUUGUUUUAUUAAAAAACAUGAAGAAUGUGAUCUA